GGGGAUGGAUCCAAAAGUAAUUGAGAAAAUUGUCCAGGAGAUGGGUGCCUUCUCAUCUGAUAUGGGCGAAAUCGAAGGUGUCCCCAUGCUACAGGACAUUUGCAAGGAGUGGGACACAAUACACAGUUUCCAGGCUCGCGAUGGUGAUGUGGUGGUGGCCUCAUACCCCAAAUCAGGUACGACCUGGAUGCAGGAGAUCAUGGACUUGAUACUUCAGGAAGGGGACGUGGAGAAGAGUCUGCGGGCACCAUGUUUUGUCAAAGUGCCGUUUUUGGAGAUGGCAAAAACAUCUUUAGAGAUUGCGAAUACCAUGCCAUCUCCUCGUCUGCUUAAAAUACAUUUGCCAGUUCAACUUGUGCCGCCAACUUUUUGGGAGAAGAAUACAAAGAUUGUCUACGUGGCCAGGAAUCCCAAGGAUUGCUUGGUCUCCUAUUAUUACUUUCACAAGAUGGACCAAACAUUGCCAGACCCCGGGCCCCUGGAAAAUUUCUUCCAUUUAUUCCUCUCUGGAAAAGUGUCCUGGGGAAGCUGGUUUGACCAUGUCAUCGGAUGGUGGAAAGCCAAAGACAGACAUCAGAUCCUGUAUGUCUUCUAUGAAGACAUGAUAGAGGAUCCACAAAGGGAGAUCCGCAAGGUCAUGACCUUCUUGGAGAAGGAUCUUUCUGAUGAGGUUCUUCAGAAAAUCCUGCAACAUACCUCGUUCAAAUCGAUGAAGAAGAACCCUAUGGUGAAUUUCAGUGUUCUCCCAACUUCAGUGUUUGACCAGUCCGUUACAUCCUUCAUGAGGAAAGGUCAGGUCGGCGACUGGAAGAAUAAUUUGUCGGUGUCCCAGAACAUCCUGUUCGAUGAGGAAUAUAAUAAAAGAAUGGCGUCCAGCGGAUUGAACUUCCGCACAGAACUGUGAACUCAAAGGACGAUAAUCAUAUAUCACAUUGUCUU
This is a messenger RNA of Nanorana parkeri, 939 nucleotides long. RefSeq names its product sulfotransferase 1C1-like. The record is from RefSeq and is a predicted model, not a curated record. Gene Ontology annotation, biological process: sulfation. Gene Ontology annotation, molecular function: sulfotransferase activity. Gene Ontology annotation, cellular component: cytoplasm. NCBI's taxonomy places the organism in Eukaryota, Metazoa, Chordata, Amphibia, Anura, Dicroglossidae. The transcript has 7 exons. Bases 5 to 904 code for a protein of 299 amino acids.